Messenger RNA from Melampsora larici-populina 98AG31, 366 nucleotides. RefSeq lists its product as uncharacterized. The transcript has 5 exons. NCBI's taxonomy places the organism in Eukaryota, Fungi, Basidiomycota, Pucciniomycetes, Pucciniales, Melampsoraceae. Gene Ontology annotation, cellular component: membrane; endoplasmic reticulum. The coding region runs from base 1 to 366 and encodes 121 amino acids. The record is from RefSeq and is a predicted model, not a curated record. Gene Ontology annotation, molecular function: protein-macromolecule adaptor activity.
AUGAAGUGGAUAGCUCUGAUCGCUCUAAUCUCAGUAUUAAAUACCUUUCAAAACUUUCUGACAUUAAAGUUUACCAAGAACAUUUAUAGUAAAAAACCACAACUCGUAAAUCCCCUUCAAUCACGUACUUUUGGAGUAUGGACACUUACAUCUGGAUUAAUUCGACUCUAUACCGCUUAUAAUAUCAACCAUCCUGCAUUGUAUCAAUUAACAAUUGGUUCUUAUCUGAUUGCAUUCUUUCAUUUUGGAAGUGAAUUGAUCGGAUUUAAAACUUGUCAAAUUAGUUCUGGUUUGAUUUCUCCUUUGAUUGUAGCUUCUACUUCUUUGAUUUGGAUGUUAAGACAAUAUGAUUUUUAUGUGAAGUAA